Molecule: messenger RNA, 936 nt
Organism: Onychostruthus taczanowskii (white-rumped snowfinch)
Lineage: Eukaryota; Metazoa; Chordata; Aves; Passeriformes; Passeridae
Gene: FAIM2
Product: Fas apoptotic inhibitory molecule 2
Exons: 12
Coding region: 1-936 (311 amino acids)
Biological process (GO): negative regulation of apoptotic signaling pathway
Cellular component (GO): endoplasmic reticulum; membrane; Golgi apparatus
Source: RefSeq, a predicted model, not a curated record
AUGACCCAGGGGAAGCUCUCUGUGAACAACAAACCCCCCAGCUCUGAGGGGCAGGGGGACAAGAAGGACAAUGCCACAGCCCCCCCGGCUCCCCCGUCCUACGAGGAGGCGACAGCGGGAGAAGGGAUGAAAUCCGGGGCUUUUCCUGCCCCGCCCGCGGCCCCGCUCCACCCCAGCUGGGCUUACGUGGAUCCCAGCAGCAGCCCGAGCUACGGCAGCGGGGGGUACCCGGGGGACACGGAGCUGCUCACCACCUUCAGCUGGGACGACCGCAACGUGCGCAGGGUGUUCAUCAGGAAGGUUUACGCCAUCCUCAUGGUCCAGCUCCUGGUCACCGUUGUCAUCGUGGCUUUCUUCACCUUCUGUGAACCAGUCAAGGGCUACAUCCAGACCCACUCUGCCUGGUACUGGGCUUCCUACGCCGUUUUCUUCGUCACCUACCUGAUCCUCGCCUGCUGCUCCGGGCCCAGGAGAUACUUCCCAUGGAAUCUGAUCCUGCUCAGCAUCUUUACCCUGUCCAUGGCCUAUCUCACUGCCAUGCUCUCCAGUUACUACAACACCAAGUCGGUGCUGCUGUGCCUGGGGAUCACGGCCCUGGUCUGUCUGUCUGUCACCAUCUUCAGCUUCCAGAGCAAGUUUGACUUCACCUCGUACCAGGGCGUUCUCUUCGUGCUGCUCAUGGUGCUGUUCCUGGGGGGGCUGGUCCUGGCUGUCAUCCUGCCCUACCAAUACGUCCCGUGGCUCCACGCGAUCUACGCUCUGCUCGGGGCUGGGAUCUUCACCAUGUUCCUGGCCCUGGACACGCAGAUGCUGAUGGGGAACCGCCGGUACUCGCUGAGCCCCGAGGAAUACAUCUUUGGAGCCCUCAACAUCUACCUGGACAUCAUCUAUAUCUUCUCCUUCUUCCUGCAGUUCUUUGGCUCCAGCCAGGAGUGA